Molecule: messenger RNA, 1281 nt
Organism: Metarhizium robertsii ARSEF 23
Lineage: Eukaryota; Fungi; Ascomycota; Sordariomycetes; Hypocreales; Clavicipitaceae
Product: fungal specific transcription factor
Exons: 1
Coding region: 1-1281 (426 amino acids)
Source: RefSeq, a predicted model, not a curated record
AUGCCACCUUCCAAGACUGAAGUUAUCCUCACGGGGAUCGACAAUUGGGACGACUGGCAGAAGUUUGUUGCAAGCUUAAUUGAUAUAGACAUCUGGGAAGCGAUUAAACCUGCAAAUCGAACUCAAGUGCUUCUCCGAAAGCCAAGAAGACCGCAAGUAUCUGACUUUAACGCAAACGCUCAGACUGAAGUCAAUCUUUCGGCAUCUCAAGUCAAUGCUUUCAGACUAGCCCGUGACAAUUGGAAAGACAGCUCCAAGGAGUAUGAGCAACAGAAAACCAAUCUUAUCAAGGCCAAAAGUGUUGUCAUCAGCCAUGUGGAUGAGAGAUUAGGUCGGAGUAUUAUCAUCAGCCAUGUGGAUGAGAGAUUAGGUCGUUAUCUUGAUCAAGACGAUGAUCUCCCCCGAUGGAUUGAUAGUCUAGCAGUAGCGGUCAAUGCUGAGCAGACUAAAGCAACAGAUGCACUUGUGAUUGAGUACCAGCAGAUCAUCAAGUCAUUCAGCUGCACCGAUUCAACAACUUUCAGCGAAUGGAUCUGGAAGUGGGAAAACUUUCUACUAAAAGCUGCACGUCGUCGAAUGCUUGAGGUCACCGGCGGUCGUUGGUUAUUCGACAUAGCCCGCUUAAUGGCCAAACAUAACCGCAACUUCACCGACAACUGCAGACAAGCUGCAGAGUCAUUUGUUGUAAAAACAAGAGAUUACAACCAAGCCGUUGAGCAAGGGGUACAGCAGCUAUUACAACUAAAUGACCUUAGUGAUCACGGCAGGUUACGAGAAGCAGCAUUGGCGAUUCAAGGAGCUCUAAUCCAUACGCCUCCAAACGCCACGGACGCAAGCAAGGAAUGGUCAAUUGGAAGCGUAGCAGUCAAGUUACGAACCUGGGCUAGCUCUGCUCUCCCAACACAACCAUCGAAGCCGUCAAUUAGGCGAGGAACAGCAUUCCAGGCCGACACAAAACAGAGUGAUCAGACUGAAAGUUUAACUAAAAACCCGUCUAGUCGGAAGAGGCAACGGACAGACAAUCAAGAGAGCAGUAACAAGAAACAUGCCAUGAACUGUGAAGCUUGCAGACUACCGGGGCAUGAUCUAAGCUCGUGCUGGGUAGCUAUCCCAGAACUACGGCCAGAGGGAGUAACGGCAAAUAAACGUCGAGAAAACCUCUUGAAGAAAACCUUGGCUGUUGACCCGGAACUAAGAGCCAAGGUGGCAGAACUUCGAAAGGCAGCCCAGAAAGACCAGGUCGAACUAGAUCAAGAGAAAAAGCAAGUGUCAUUUAAUUGA